Molecule: messenger RNA, 519 nt
Organism: Knipowitschia caucasica
Lineage: Eukaryota; Metazoa; Chordata; Actinopteri; Gobiiformes; Gobiidae
Source: the annotation of a GenBank genome assembly
AUGGCUUCGAGCUACCGGAAAGCAGGAGGCUCUGCAGGGCCAGCCAAGAAAAAAGCAGGCCCCAAAAUGGAAGUGACUCCAGAGAUGAAGCAGGAAAUACAAGAGGCCUUUGAUCUGUUCGAUACUGAUGGGACAGGCGUCAUCGAUGUCAAGGAACUCAAGGUCGCCAUGCGAGCCUUGGGUUUCGAACCAAAGAAAGAGGACAUUAAGAAGAUGAUCGCAGACGUGGAUAAAGAAGGCUCCGGAACGAUCGACUUUGACGACUUUCUCAGCAUGAUGUCCACUAAGAUGAGUGAGAAGGACUCCAAGGAAGAGAUCCUCAAGGCUUUCCGGCUGUUUGACGACGACUGCACCGGGAAAAUCUCCUUCAAAAACCUGAAGAGAGUUGCAAAGGAGCUGGGGGAGAAUCUCAGAGACGAGGAGCUGCAGGAGAUGAUCGAUGAAGCGGAUCGAGAUGGAGACGGGGAAGUCAGCGAGGAAGAGUUCUUGAAAAUAAUGAAAAAGACCAAUUUAUACUGA